CAAUGUCUGGCCGUGGAAAGGGCGGAAAGGGCCUUGGCAAGGGCGGCGCGAAGCGUCACCGCAAGAUUUUGCGCGACAACAUCCAGGGUAUUACGAAGCCCGCUAUUCGCCGCCUCGCUCGCCGUGGUGGUGUCAAGCGUAUCUCUGGCCUCAUCUACGAGGAGACUCGCGGUGUUCUGAAGAUAUUCCUUGAGAACGUCAUCCGCGACUCUGUUACCUACACUGAGCACGCGAAGCGCAAGACUGUCACUGCGCUCGACGUCGUCUACGCCUUGAAGCGCUCAGGGAAGACGCUCUACGGCUUUGGUGCAUGAUGGAUUUUUGGGACCUGGUUUCUUUCUCGCUUUGUAUCUCACUGUACACUACUGUAACACUAUACUCGCCAGCACAACAUCCUUACACGCGUAUGCCCAGUGCGCCAUGACAAUGCAUUGCAUGCCAUAA
Schizophyllum commune H4-8 is the source of this 444-nucleotide messenger RNA. Its product is annotated as histone-fold-containing protein. NCBI's taxonomy places the organism in Eukaryota, Fungi, Basidiomycota, Agaricomycetes, Agaricales, Schizophyllaceae. The annotation marks the transcript as partial. The transcript is spliced from 4 exons. Gene Ontology annotation, biological process: nucleosome assembly. Gene Ontology annotation, molecular function: DNA binding; structural constituent of chromatin; protein heterodimerization activity. Gene Ontology annotation, cellular component: nucleosome. The record is from RefSeq and is a predicted model, not a curated record.